Messenger RNA from Ornithodoros turicata, 3107 nucleotides. RefSeq lists its product as uncharacterized. The record is from RefSeq and is a predicted model, not a curated record. The transcript has 2 exons. Gene Ontology annotation, molecular function: metalloendopeptidase activity. Gene Ontology annotation, cellular component: plasma membrane. Bases 69 to 2906 code for a protein of 945 amino acids. Gene Ontology annotation, biological process: protein processing. Lineage: Eukaryota; Metazoa; Arthropoda; Arachnida; Ixodida; Argasidae.
GCUACCACCGCACGUUUACAUGUUUCAUUCCACUUUGGUCUUCGCCCUGGCACAACUGUUUAGUCGCAAUGUCAAAAGACUUCGGUGACCCGCGGUCAGUGUCGAAGGCACCGUCGUCUCCGGAUUCAUCUCCGGGCUCAUCUCCGGGCUCGUCUCCGGAAAAAGACGUAGCUCCAGUGCCCCACGACCAUAACAAACCUGGCGUGGCAUCUCCAGUACGCCGCAAGAAAAAGAAGUCGACUAAAGUACGUCGACGCCAAAGUUCCAGUCCAAGUCCACUCAACAAGGCAGCACAAGAAUCACCCGACAAAGAGAACCGAAAACCCGAACCAUCUAAGGAAGCGGAGCAGGCCCUCUCGAAGACCGGGGUGAAGAAUCUCGCACAAGAAGCAAAUACGCCAGGCCCGAGACAAGAAGACUAUCCCCGUGUAAGUAAUUUCUCCAGCGGCCCACAUACCGAUGCAAUGUCACCGAUACCAACAGGCCACGUGCAAGAGGUCGCAAGCUUAUCAGAAGUUUCCACUCGAAUGCCUCAAAGCCUCUCUGCUCCUGGUAGCCUGUCGGACGCUGCUGCUGUGCCUGCAGUCUUUACGCCUGGUUCUAUUGCUUCUGUUCCCGCCGUUUCUGACGACUGUGUGGCCCGUAACAUCCCUGCACGCGUGUCAUUUCAUGCAACCGCAACUAGCAUGACUGUGCCUGAGGUACCACCACCACCACCUGACAGCUUAGCGCCGAGUAAGCCCCGAACGCGGGCUCCGUCAGUGCUCGAGAAGCUGCGCUCAUUCCUGGGUUCAGAAACUAAGUUGAGUAGUCGACGCGAGAGCAAAUACCGACGCCCAGGCAUUGAAAGAAAGGCAACCUCGAGAACAAGACAUGCACGAGUGCGACAGGAAGUGUUGGACCAAGGACAACCGUACUACCUCAUGUCAGGCGUUCUCGUCCUCCUGGUGGUCAUCCUAGCCACCGGAAUCAUCGUCGUCAUAGUUACGGGACCCCUCAGCGCCGAAAAACUUGCGGUUGCGUGCACCACGCCUGAGUGCAAGCGCAUGAAAGAGGACGUUGACGCUCUCGUCAACCACGACAUUCACCCGUGCGACGACAUGUACAGUUACGUUUGCGGCAAGUGGAAGAAUGGAGGGAGCUUCGUGUCUGACGUUAUUGGCAGGUAUAAUUCGACCAUGAUUGACGCUCUAUCUUCGCAUUCAAUUAAGGAACCGGACCAGUACGGCAUGCACGUGUUUUCGACGUUAUUUGGUUCCUGUCAAUACUACAUGCAAAAGGUCAACCGGACCAUCACCGGGGCUCUGCAGGAAGCCAUUAUGUUGCUGAACCUCACAGACAUCCUGCGCGCUCAAUCACAAUCAGACAUAUUUAGCUUCAUGUUCGAUAUUCAACUGGAAACGGGCAUAUACGCACUAUUCCGAGUUGAAUUCCUACGUAAGGGUGACGGCUGCAUGCUUGAGAUCUUCCCUGGCCUGUCGAUCAUCGGCAAGUUGUACGGCGCCUACAGUGACCUGGAGGCAGAUGGAUACCCGCCGCAAUUGAGUGCACUGAAGGAAAAAAUCAUCACAAUUGUAUGCUAUCAUUUCAAGUUUCCGAACGACACCAAAGCGCUCGUCGACGCCAUCGUGUCUUUGGACGACCAGAUUCAUGCUGAACUAUUACGGCCGACUACGGUUACGACGACGACAUUCGGUAACUUUACGGAUCUUUUUCCCAUCGUAAACCACGAAAUUAUCCGAUCGAUAGUCGACGACGUGCUCUCUGACAACUUCAAGCUUCAUCCAAACGACAGCGUUCGCGUCACAGGUGCCGACAGGAUAAAGAAGGUUCACGAUAUCCUCAACGACGAGACACUGCAAGUUGCGAAAGUUUACUACCUGGUCAAUCUGCUAGCUGGCUUGCUGAGGUAUGACUUGUUGCGGAAAUAUGCCAGGAAGAAUAAGUGGUUGUAUUCCUUUGCUUGCAUGAAGUCAGUCAGUUCUGUCCUGAUGCAUACAUUGCCAUAUCUGCUCGCUUCAUUGCCUGGGCAACACCAAGGUUCGGUUGCUGCCAUGGAACUCGUCGAUGCCAUUAAGGACAAACUACUCAGCGACAAUCUCUUGUCCGCGCUCGAUGAGGAUACAGUUCGAGAAUCUCAACGUAUUGUUCAGGAAAUAGCCGUAUCGACUUACAAUGUUGAAGACCUUGGACACUUGCAUCAUGAGAUUGAUCACCGGCGGUGGAGGCUUCAAGGCAACUUCCUGGCUAUCCUUGUCCAAGCGAAGAGACUGAAGAUGAAGAUGCUUUAUAAGGUUCUAUACGAAAAUUAUACUACGGCUUUGACUGAGAGUCAGCUCUCACACAAGCUUACAUAUUAUUCUUCGACGAAGUUGCUUACCGUACCAACAGCAUAUCAAGGAUCACCGCUGCUGUUUGCGGACAAACUUAAGAUCCCGUUUUACUUCAACUUCGCUACGCUGGGUGCGUUGAUUGCAAGAGAGAUUGUGCGUGCCUUUGCUGCCCCUUCUGGGAAAGUCACGGUACAACUGGAAAGUUAUUUCGAAUGCCUUAAGAGAAUUGCCGCCAUCCAGGGGCUGAACGUCAGUGACGCCAUCGAUCGGGAUCCCUGGAACAGUGCUCUGGUAGUCUGGUCAUAUGGUGCUCGCCUUGUCUACCAUAUUAUGUACGAAGCCCUUUCUAGUUACGGCCAAUCAAUGUUCCAGCAGCAAUGGAAUACAGCGCAAUAUUAUUUCUUCGUUCGAUUCUGUAUGCUUUCUUGUGUGUCGACAAAUAGGCCGACAUGUCCCAGGUCGUUCAAGGAACAGUGUAUAGUGCCCCUCUUCAGCAACGGGGACUUCGCUAGCCAUUUCGACUGCACCUCCAGACCGAAUUUCAGGACAGAUGCGUGUGUGGCUUCGUUUUGAUUGCAGAAGGUCGUGCACGCAGCUAUUCUCCGACUUACUGACUUUGGUUGGUUGACUUUACCAUGAGCUGCAUACCAUGCGGGUACCAUGAAGGGUACCCGGGUAUAAGAUGAAUAUAGUAUAACUGGAUGAUGUGCAUUUUUCCUUUUGAUAUGAAUUACCGAAUUGCCACUUUUUGUUUUAAAUAAACAUGGAAAAACU